Molecule: messenger RNA, 1480 nt
Organism: Polyodon spathula (Mississippi paddlefish)
Lineage: Eukaryota; Metazoa; Chordata; Actinopteri; Acipenseriformes; Polyodontidae
Gene: znf277
Product: zinc finger protein 277
Exons: 12
Coding region: 66-1379 (437 amino acids)
Source: RefSeq, a predicted model, not a curated record
GUAUUGUGUGGAUUUAUGGUUGGUUCUUUAACAGUUUUCGGAUCACAUGACAGUAAUAUAGCAGUAUGGCUGCCUGUGUGGAACAACACAACGUUAAAGAUGGCAAAGAUUCUAUUUUGGAGCCCCUGUCUUUACCGGAAAGCCCAGGCGGAAGUAUACCUCCAGACAAUUCCACUUCUGUGCCCUGCAUCCUGUGUGUGGAAAGCUAUUCUCUUACUGAAAAGGAUGCACUCCUGAAGCAUUUGGUCCUUGAGCACAAACUGGUGAUAGCUGAUGUCAAACUUAUUGCUGAUUUUAGAAGGUACAUAUUGUACUGGAGGAAAAGAUUUGCUGAGCAGCCCAUUACCGAUUUCUGCAGUGUGAUAAGGACAAACUCAGAAGGCCCUGUCGAAGGACAAGAGGAUUACUUCCUGUUGUGUGAUGUUUUACCAGAGGACAGGAUUCUUAGGGAGCAGCUUCAACAGAAGAGACUGGAAGAGAUCCUUGAACAACAGCAGCGAGAGAGAAAUGAUGCCAGCUUUCACCGUGUUUGUACGUUUUGUAAUGAUGAAUUCACUGGGAAUAGAUCUUUGCUUCUCAACCAUAUGGCAGUAGAGCAUGGCUUUAACAUGGGGCUCCCAGACAACAUUGUGUACUGCACUGAAUUCCUGGAUACACUGCAGAAGAAACUUGACAAUCUGCAGUGUCUUUACUGUGAGAAAACCUUCAGAGACAAAACAACCCUGAAAGAUCACAUGAGGAAGAAACAGCACCGCAGGAUAAAUGCUAAAAACCAGGAAUAUGACAAGUUCUAUGUUAUCAACUACUUGGAACUGGGAAAGACCUGGGAAGAAGUUCAAUCGGAAGAUGACCGAGAGAUGAUAGAAGAUCAAGAUGAUGACUGGUCUGAUUGGCAAGAUCACCCAGUUUGUGCUGUCUGUCUUUUUUGUGAACAUCAGUCAGAAACCAUGGACAAGAUUUACAGUCACAUGAAGGAUACACAUGGAUUUGAUCUGGCUAAAAUAAAGACUGAACUUGGUUUGAAGUUCUACCAGCAGGUGAAAUUAGUAAACUUCAUGAGAAGAGAAAUUCAUCAGUGUCGGUGUUACGGAUGCAAAGAAAAGUUUCCCUCCAAAAAUGAAGUUCUGAAGCAUAUCGUGGAUGCAAAACAUAUUAUGGCGCUGCAAGAUAAAUCCACAUGGGAUCAGCCUCAGUAUUACUUUCCAACCUAUGAAAAUGAUGCCCUCCUGUGUGUCCUGUCUGACAGUGAGAGUGAAUCAGAGACUGAUAAUCAAAGCAAAGAAAUUCCUGUCAUUGCAGAAGACAUUUCAAACUUAAAAGCACUAAAGCAGACCAGUGUGUUAAAUCAGCUUUUAAAAGACGGGACCUACAACAGCUAGUUUGUGUAUACAUUUAAAGAACAUAAUAUCUUGUAUGUUUGUUUAUUUUCAAAUAGCAGCACAAAGACAGAAUGUAAGCUAAAUGUAUGCAAUAAAAAAAA